This is a messenger RNA of Hypomesus transpacificus, 1124 nucleotides long. RefSeq names its product RING finger protein 208-like. NCBI's taxonomy places the organism in Eukaryota, Metazoa, Chordata, Actinopteri, Osmeriformes, Osmeridae. Gene Ontology annotation, biological process: protein ubiquitination. The record is from RefSeq and is a predicted model, not a curated record. Bases 270 to 656 code for a protein of 128 amino acids. The transcript has 2 exons. Gene Ontology annotation, molecular function: ubiquitin protein ligase activity.
GCAGGGAUUUAAACCGCGCUCCUUCGUAGCCCAACUAUUCCACACAGCAAACGUCCUGAUUUGGGUUAGGUCCUAUACUUAAUAUAGCUACACACUGAGGAUUUUGAUUUGAUUUAAGAUAGGAAUAUUUGAAGGUACUUUGGACCCAACUAAAAUUGUUUUGGGCAUUCUCAGAAAUUUGCAGUCUGAACUACUUUGGUGUCUGGAAGCUGCGUCUUCUCCAUUCAAACAGAACCUCACGGAUUACGUUUACCAACCCCAGCCCAGCCAUGGUUCUGGUCGAGGACACCGAAUGUCCCGUGUGCUUCCUAGCCUACUCCCGGACGGAGAGAAUCCCCCGGAUGCUUCACUGCCAGCACACUUUCUGCGUGCCCUGCCUCCAAGCCCUCACACGGCUGGCGGGCUGCAUACUGACGGUCUGCUGCCCGCUGUGUCGCUGGAUUACGUGCGCACCGGCCAGUCUCACCUUGUCCGGGUCGCUGUGGGUGAACACCAGCAUCUGGGACCUGCUGGCACAAAGAGGGGAGGACGCUGAGAAGCUGUGUAAAUGGCCUGGAGUUGAAGUAACACAGACUUCUCCGUCUAAACGGAAGACUGGGUGGAGGACCAAGGUGCGUAGGUUCCUAAAGAAUAUGCAGGACAUUCCACACCAUUGAUUUUGCUUGAUCGAACCUGAGUUGAGCUGGACUGAUUUGCAUAUUUGAAUUCAGCAAGUGACAGCACGCUGGAGGACACAUCCAGUCGAGCAGGCUGCAGGAAGGCUGAUGACUUGACAAAUGAAAAUGUCCAACUUUACUAAAGCAGCAUGAUACAUGAUGUAACCUAGCCUAUAUAUAUGCAAAAUUCCUUACUGAAACUGAACUGGGAUUAACGCCAAUUACUGGCUCAAGUGGAUAGAAGUGUAUUUAGUAUAGAGUUGGGCCAAUUAUUUAUUUAUACUUUGUUUUAGUUUUUUACAUUUAUUAAAUGUGUGUUUUAAAUAGUGCAUGUUUAUGAGCACUCCAUAUUAAGACUGUGAAAAUGCAGUGUUCUGUGAAUACUCAUGAGGCAUAUUGGCCACUAAUCUGUUGUUCUUGUUCAAAUUACCAAUUAAAACGUAUAAAUUAACGCUUUUUUUAAACUGG